AUGAACGGUUCCAUUAUUCCUCAAGAUUUGGGACAACUCUCUCAGCUAGUCGACCUAGAUCUGUCUCGGAAUUCAUGGAAAGGAAUUCUAACGGAAGCGCAUCUCAUGAACCUCAGGAGAUUGGAGACAUUUCAAAUAAGCACAGACAGACCUGCUUUGUCAUCAUCCCUCAUUUUCAAUGUGACUGAUGACUGGGUUCCCGCAUUCAACCUCCGCGAAGUUUACAUUCAAAACUGCAGAUUGGGUCCUGCGUUUCCGAUAUCGUCACAGGUUAAAUCCUUGCGUUUACUUAACAAUGACAUUGGCGGAAAACUUCCAUUCCAAUUCAAGUUUCCGAAUAUAACUGUCAUAGAUUUGCAUCAUAGUCAAUUUGAAGGCACACUCCAGCAGCUUUUGGCCACUAAUGUGCCUCUGUUAGAAGAGUUGGAUCUUUCUGAUAAUCAUUUGGAAGGAACUAUUCCACCUUCAAUUUGCCAAUUGCAACAUAUGAGAUUUCUCUCUCUAAGAAACAAUCAGUUUUCUGGAGAGUUCCCUCAAGAUUGGAGUCUGUGGAGUGAAAUAGAGGUCGUAGAUGUCUCAAACAACAAUCUCUCUGGUAAAAUUCCAAAUUCAAUGGGCAUCCCAAGUUCUCUUGAAGUUUUGAAGAUGAACAACAAUCUUUUUGGGGGAGAAAUUCCUUCUUCCUUGCGAAAUUGCUCUGGUUUGAUUGAUAUUGACUUUAGUGACAACAAAUUCACUGGAAUCCUCCCUAUAUGGAUGGGGUUUAAGCUAUCUAAAUUGCAAGUUCUACGAUUGCGAUUCAACUUUUUAGGCGGAAAUAUUCCCCAACAGUUGUGCAAUCUUCAAUACCUUCAGAUCUUAGACCUCGGCCAUAACAACAUUUCAGGGACUAUUCCCACGUGUUUGAGUAAUUUGACUGUUCUACGCACCAAUGAAAACUCUUGGAACGUGUAUGGUGGUUAUGACGAGUUAACAACAGUUAUCAUGAAAGGAAGUGAACUUGAAUACAGCCUUGAUCAUGCAUUAUAUUUAGUAAUGAGCAUUGAUUUUUCGUCUAAUAAUUUAGAAGGUGAAAUCCCUGAAGAUGUGAGCUCUCUCAUUGGAUUGAUUUCCUUGAACUUGUCGAGGAACCAUUUAAUUGGAAAGAUACCAUGGAAGUUCAGCAACUUAAGCAACUUGGAAACGCUUGAUCUCUCACACAACCACCUUUCAGGAGAGAUUCCCCAAAGCUUUUCUUCUUUGACCUCAUUGUCUCACUUUAACUUGUCUUAUAAUAACCUUUCUGGAAGAAUUCCUUCAGGGUACCAACUUCAAACAUUGGAUAAUUCAUCCUACACGGGGAAUCCAUCACUCUGUGGUUUUCCUCUUUCAACCAAGUGCCCGGGAGAUGACACCCAAACAAAUCAAACUUUUCCAGGAGGAGACAGUGAAGAUGAAGAUGAUAAUGGAAAGCUUGGUUUCUAUAUCAGCAUGGUCCUCGGGUUUGUCAUAGGCUUCUGGGGUGUUUUUGGCACAUUACUCAUAAAGAAGUCAUGGAGGUAUGCCUAUUUUCAAUUCUUUGACAACAUCAAAGAUAAAAUAGCACUGGCAAUUGCUUUAAAAGUAAAUUAUUUGCAGAGAAGAUUCUAA
Molecule: messenger RNA, 1629 nt
Organism: Rosa chinensis
Lineage: Eukaryota; Viridiplantae; Streptophyta; Magnoliopsida; Rosales; Rosaceae
Product: receptor-like protein EIX2
Exons: 2
Coding region: 1-1629 (542 amino acids)
Molecular function (GO): protein binding
Source: RefSeq, a predicted model, not a curated record